Struthio camelus australis is the source of this 564-nucleotide messenger RNA. NCBI's taxonomy places the organism in Eukaryota, Metazoa, Chordata, Aves, Struthioniformes, Struthionidae. The record is from RefSeq and is a predicted model, not a curated record.
AUGUCCGGCUGUUUAAGCUGGGUCGGUGCCGGCGACGGGCGAGUCCCGCAGCCAGGGACACCCCUCUCCCGCUCCCGCUCUCGCUCCCACUCGGGGCCGGCGCGCACCGCGGCAUCCGCAGACAGCACGUCCAGCCAGCUGCCGAGCAGCAAGCGGAUGCGCACCGCCUUCACCAGCACGCAGCUCCUGGAGCUGGAGAGGGAGUUCGCCUCCAACAUGUACCUCUCCCGGCUACGGCGAAUCGAGAUCGCCACCUACCUGAACCUCUCCGAGAAGCAGGUGAAGAUCUGGUUCCAGAACCGCCGGGUCAAGCACAAGAAAGAAGGCAAAAGCAGCUCCCACCGAGGCGGGGGCCCCGGCCACAGCUGCAAAUGCUCGUCCCUUUCCACCACCAAGUGCUCGGAAGACGACGAGGACUUGCGCAUGUCUCCAUCCUCUUCAGGGAAGGACGACAGAGGCCUGGCAGUCACCCCCUAGCCCCUGCACGCCAGACCCCGGCUCCCCAGAGACUGUGCGAGAGCAGGACGGGGAGUCCUGCCUGCUCAAGUGCCGACAUGCAGUGGA